Messenger RNA from Myotis brandtii (Brandt's bat), 3107 nucleotides. RefSeq names its product TBC1 domain family, member 24 (gene TBC1D24). Lineage: Eukaryota; Metazoa; Chordata; Mammalia; Chiroptera; Vespertilionidae. The record is from RefSeq and is a predicted model, not a curated record. The transcript is spliced from 11 exons. Bases 353 to 2050 code for a protein of 565 amino acids.
AGAACAGGUGAAGCCAUGUUUUGUGUUGGGGAGGUGUAGACAGUGCUGUGUGAUGGCUGCAUGCUGCAGGUGGAAUAACAGGGAGAGCGCAUCACUUCAACCCUAAAACUUACGUAAACUCCCGAGUAUGAAUGUUCUAGAUUCAAGAGAAACUGGAAUGAUCUGGUCAUUUACCAAAACUCACUGAAGCAAACCCUUGUGACAUCUCCAGACACUUCCACCAUCACAGGCAGAAAGGGCAUGGGGUGGCAAACAGGUUAGCAGAAAAGCCUCCAGAGGUGGCUGGAAGAUUUAGCUGCUCUUUGCCCCUUCCUGGCAGCCCAGGGCCCUCCUCCCGGGUACAGCCUGCACUAUGGACUCCCAGGGGUACAACUGCUUUGUGGACAGAGACAAGAUGGACACUGCCAUCCAGGACCUGGGACCCAAGGAACUGAGCUGCACCGAGCUGCAAGAACUGAAGCAGCUGGCCCGCCAGGGUUACUGGGCCCACAGCCAUGCUCUGCGGGGGAAGGUGUACCAGCGCCUGAUCCGGGACAUUCCCUGCCGCACAGUCACUCCCGAUGCCAGCGUGUACAGUGACAUUGUGGGCAAGAUCGUGGGCAAGCACAGCAGCAGCACCCUGCCCUUGCCUGAGUUUGUGGACAACACGCAAGUGCCCAGCUACUGCCUGAACACACGGGGUGAGGGUGCUGUUCGGAAGAUUCUGCUGUGCAUUGCCAACCAGUUCCCUGACAUCUCCUUCUGCCCCGCCCUGCCUGCGGUCGUAGCCCUGCUGCUGCACUACAGCAUCGAUGAAGCUGAGUGCUUUGAGAAGGCCUGCCGCAUCUUGGCCUGCAAUGACCCCAGCAAGAAGCUGAUCGAUCAGAGCUUUCUGGCCUUUGAGUCUUCCUGCAUGACAUUUGGGGACCUGGUGAACAAGUACUGUCAGGCAGCCCACAAGCUGAUGGUGGCCGUGUCGGAGGAUGUCCUGCAGGUCUAUGCGGACUGGCAGCGCUGGCUGUUUGGGGAGCUUCCCCUCAGCUACUUCGCUCGUGUCUUUGAUGUUUUUCUGGUGGAAGGUUACAAGGUGCUAUACCGCGUGGCAUUGGCAAUCCUCAAGUUCUUUCACAAGGUGAGAGCUGGACAGCCGCUUGAGUCAGAUAACGUGAAGCAGGACAUCCGCACCUUCGUCAAGGACAUCGCCAAGACCGUGUCUCCUGAGAAGCUGCUGGAGAAAGCAUUCGCCAUCCGCCUCUUCUCUCGGAAGGAGAUUCAGCUUCUGCAGAUGGCCAAUGAGAAAGCUCUGAAGCAGAGGGGUAUCACCGUCAAGCAGAAGAGUGUUUCACUUUCUAAAAGGCAGUUUGUGCACCUGGCUGUUCAUGCGGAGAACUUUCACUCGGAGAUUGUCAGUGUGAAGGAGAUGAGAGAUAUCUGGUCCUGGAUCCCUGAGCGAUUCGCCCUCUGUCAGCCCCUCCUGCUCUUCUCCUCACUGCAGCAUGGGUACAGCUUGACUAGGUUCUAUUUCCAGUGUGAAGGACACGAGCCCACCCUCCUGCUCAUUAAGACCACACAAAAGGAGGUGUGUGGAGCUUACCUGUCAACAGACUGGAGCGAGAGAAAUAAGUUUGGAGGCAAACUGGGCUUCUUUGGGACCGGAGAAUGCUUUGUGUUUAGGUUGCAGCCGGAGGUCCAGCGCUAUGAGUGGGUGGUCAUCAAACACCCAGAGCUGACUAAGCCAGUCUCCUUGGAGACCUCUGCCACUCCGUCCCGGCACUGCCACUCCGUGUCCUUGUCCACAUCCACAUCCUCAGAUCCUGCUGACCGCCUCUCACCGUUCCUGGCCACUCGGCACUUCAAUCUGCCCUCCAAGACUGAGUCCAUGUUCAUGGCUGGGGGCAGUGACUGCCUCAUCAUAGGUGGAGGGGGCGGCCAGGCCCUCUACAUCGAUGGGGACCUGAAUCGGGGCCGCACGGGCCACUGCGACACUUUCAACAACCAGCCCCUCUGCUCUGAGAACUUCCUCAUCGCUGCUGUGGAGGCCUGGGGCUUCCAGGACCCCGACACCUGCUGACAGGCCUGUGCUGAUGAGUCUGAAGCUUCUUCGGGGCCUCACUAUGUACUCACACUUGGAGAGGCCUCCCAAGAUGGCUAGGGGAGGGCCCUCUGACCUCAAACCAGCCAGCUCCGUUUCCAGGGGCCUGCCUGGAGAAGCCUGAACCCACGGAGCCUUCUCCAGUUCUCUUCCUCACAGUCAGAACCUCCUAAGCUCUCCUGCAGUCUCUGUGGUGGCCCCAUAUCUCCUCUAUGUCGCUGCAGUGACCUGGUUCCCAGAAUCCCAUCCAGACUCCUCAGCAUGUCGUGCUUGUCUCAUCCAGUCCUCCCCACAAGUCUGUGUGCCAGGUCUGCACCCUCCCUAACUCCCUGCCCUCACGGCACCUUCAAUGUGAGCCCCUCUGCAUGGCAUGUGUGUUCCCUCUGCAUCCCUCUCACAGCACUGUGAUCGGCUACAUAGUGUGACUUCCUUGUGCUGCCACCUUUCCUCUUCCACCCUGCCCUGCCUGGUUCUGCACUGGACUCAUGCACAGUAGGUGCCAAGUGAAGCUUGACCAAUGAACACUGCAAGGAGCAGCCCUCUUGCCCUAUGACCUCCCUCAGCUGGUCCUGAGGGCCUGGGCACCCAGGAGGGAAGAGGGGAGAAGCAGACACCCAAGUGACUGUGCUGCAGCAGCCUGGGCUGCAGGUGCCAAGGAUUACUGUCCUCCAGCCAGCCCCACCCCACCCCUCAGUGUUCCUACAUACCACAUCUCUGCCCGUCUGUACACUGUGCUUGCUCUUCUUGUGGUGUCCACCUACUCAAACUCCUCUGGCCAGACCACAGUGGGACUGAAGAAAGGACCAGGAACCCCGUGUGGCUUUGGACAAGCCAAUGAACUUAUUUGGAACUCAGUUUCCCCAACUGUAAAAUGGGACCAAUCCUGCUCUGCUGUCCCUCCAGGACUGUUGAAAGGCUGUGAGGGGAAAGGUGCUGGGAAGCGGUGUCACUGCUGACCCACCACCCCAGAUCACUGCAGCCCUCGCUACUCCCCCUUCCUCUGAGCCCCUACAGCCCUCGCUUCCCCCUUUCCUCU